Closterium sp. NIES-65 is the source of this 1452-nucleotide messenger RNA. The record is from the annotation of a GenBank genome assembly. NCBI's taxonomy places the organism in Eukaryota, Viridiplantae, Streptophyta, Zygnematophyceae, Desmidiales, Closteriaceae.
AUGUCGACAGAGGGCGACCGUUUCAUUCCAAGCCGCAGCUACAUGAAUAUGGACGUCUCAGCGUUCGCAAUUCGUGGUGGUUUCGACAAGAGAGAGUCUACGAAGCUCAUUUCCCCAGGCUCUGAGAAUUAUCGAAAGCGACUUGAAGGCCUGAUGUCGAGAUGUUUAGACGACGGAGAAGGAAACUCGGCAAGGAAGCCAAGAGUACUAUCAUUCAAAGUGAAGACACCUGCUGAGUCAAACAAUGGUAUUGACAGCUCCACCAAAAUGGCCAGAGGCAGUGACGUUUCAGGAUGUCAGCCCCCUCCUCGUGUGAUACCUCAGGUGGCAGAGAAGACGCUGGACGCGCCUGGAGUGGUGAACAACUUCUACCUCCAAUUGAUAGAUUGGAGCAUCUCUAACUUGGUUGCUGUAGCGAUCGGAACCUCAGUGUUUAUUUGGAACGGCAAGAAUGAAUCUAUGGAGCUCAUGACUGUUGAAACGGAGGAUGAAGAGUCUCCCUAUGUGACUGGAGUCUCUUGGGCUCCUGAUGGCGUACACUUGGCGAUAGGGGUCAGCAAUUCCGAAGUCCAAGUCUGGAACGUCUCCAUCCCUAAACAGGUCCGCACCUUCAAGGGACAUUCGGGACCUAUUUGUGCAUUGGACUGGUACAAGACACUCUUAUCAACCGGCGAUAAUGCUGGAACAAUCAUCAACCAUGAUGUUCGCGCCCGGGAGCACAUCGUCUCGCGUCUCAUGGCCCAUCCCGAGGGGGUAUGCGGGCUGAAGUGGGCUCCGUCUGGACGCCAGCUCGCCAGCGGGGGAGACGACAACCUCGUGCACAUCUGGGACACAGCUCUCAUGUCGUCUUCCAUCGCACCAGACGCUGCUGGCCGCCGCGAUGGAGAAGGUCGUCGGAGGACGAACCCAAGCUCUGCUGCUACUAGUGCCACGGGAUCCCAUGUGCCUUUGCUUCAUCGAUUCGCGGAUCACCGCGGAGCGGUUAAGGCUCUUGCGUGGUGUCCUUUCCGAACGCACCUGCUCGCGACGGGAGGCGGUGCGAACGACUGCACCAUCCGGUUUUGGAACACGCAGACCGGCGGGUGCGAGAAACAUGUCGACGCGGAGUCGCAGGUCACGGGCUUGCACUGGAGCAAGAAGGAUCGUGAAAUCGUAAGCGCGCAUGGGUAUCAUGGAGCGAACAAGAACCAGCUGAUCGUUUGGAAGUACCCCUCUCUCGUACCGCUGGCCCGACUUAAAGGGCAUGAAGAGCGUGUGGUGUCAACUGCGCAGGCUCCUGAGGGUGACAUCAUAGCUUCCCUCUCGGCUGAUGAAUCUCUCCGCAUCUGGCGGGCGUUCAAUCCUAAAACUGCUGCUGCUGGGACCGCUAGGACUGGGAGUGGGACGAUCAAGAGGGAAAAUGAGGGAGGGAUGAUAGCAGGAAGUGGGUUUGGGAAAUCUCAGAUUCGCUAG